Capronia epimyces CBS 606.96 is the source of this 1707-nucleotide messenger RNA. RefSeq lists its product as uncharacterized. Bases 1 to 1707 code for a protein of 568 amino acids. Gene Ontology annotation, molecular function: catalytic activity. Lineage: Eukaryota; Fungi; Ascomycota; Eurotiomycetes; Chaetothyriales; Herpotrichiellaceae. The record is from RefSeq and is a predicted model, not a curated record. The transcript has 2 exons.
AUGUCGAUUGUAGCAUUGGCAGAAGGGCAACAGUCGAGCGUUAGCCUCGACAUCCUCCACGAUGUUGCUGCCAAAAACAAUAUGAAGAUCUCGGUUAAGGAAGAUGAAGAAGCUUUCCUCCUAGUCCUCCAAUCCGCCGACGUGACGAUGUCUAGUGUCCACGACCUUCCUGACUACAUUGAUCCGCGACUUGAGCCAGUCUCUACGAUAGGAGGGAGACAAUACUGGAAAUCCAAAAGCAACAGUCACAAUGCAUGGAGUCACCAGGCAUCUCUUGUGGCGGAAAAGCCACUUUCAGAUGUCCUUAAAGGCCGUCAAAUUGUAAUGAAGGAUAAUAUGUCGGUGGGCGGGUUGCCGCACACCUGUGGAACCUUUCCUCAGCUUGUAUCAAAGGAUGGGAAGUAUCCCAUUGCGACCAUUGAUGCAACUGUGACACGACGUCUCUUGGAAGCAGGGGCCACAAUAGUUGGAACUUCGACUUGCGAGAAUUACUCUUUGACGCCCAUGUCCUAUACAUCUGCGAAUGGACCAGUUCAUAAUCCAUGGCUACGCGACCACAAUACCGGAGGUAGCACUAGCGGAGGAGCCUGUCUCCUUGCUCUCGGCAACGCCCGGGCUGCUGGUGUUCCAGAUUUGGACGAAGCUGGUCAAGACGUCGACCUUGUUAUGGGCGGCGACCAAGCGGGAAGUAUCCGCCUUCCAUCCUCGUAUUGUGGUGUUUAUGGUCUGAAGCCAACACACGGCCUAAUCCCUUAUACUGGAAUCGCGGGACUUCAUCCCAUGAUCGACUAUACUGGCCCGAUGGCGCGGAAGUUGGAAGACAUAGCCGCCUUGCUUACAGUGGUUGCUGGCUAUGAUGGACUCGAUCCAAGAAUGACUCCCGAGUCUCCACUCCGACAAAAUGUUCUUGACUAUGCGAAGGAACUUUCCACGGCGUCGGAUCCUGGUAAAGGUCUAAAGGUCGGCAUCAUCAAAGAGUCUCUUACUUCAGGUGGAACUCAAGCGGAAGUUGCAGAGGUUGUGAAAUCCGCAGCAUUCAAGCAUUUUGGAGCAAGCGGAGCGACAGUAUCCGAAGUCUCAGUUCCAUUUCAUCUCCUCGGACCGGCUAUCUGGACCGCAGCUACAAGGUCUCAUCUCGCGGGGUUGGCCAUCGGCGGAAGAAUUCCUGAUGUGCUAAGCCACAACAUCCCCCACCUGAACUUGAGGUGGCCACCAGACCAGGAGAUGUAUGAUCUCCUGUCGGUCUCUAAUCCCGCGGUGAUCAACAUCAUCUUCUGUGAGACUUUCUUGAAGGAGAAGUUCGGCCCUGAGGUUCAAGCCAAGGCUCACCGGCAUGUGCUAGAACUGAGGGCGGCGUACGACAAGGCUUUGGAGGAGUACGAUGUUCUCAUCACGCCUACUGCCCCGACCGUUGCCCUGCCACAUCCUGAUCUGCGGCCUGCAGCAGAAGGUGGGAGCACCGUCAUGGACAAGAUCAAGUUGGCGGUGGGCGCAACAAACAACACUGCACCAUUCAAUACUUCUGGUCAUCCGGCACUCAAUGUUCCUUGUGGUUGGGCGAGUUCACGGACUGGCAAGGGGAUGCUUCCUGUGGGAAUGCAAGUCAUCGGCAAGAGGUGGGAUGAUAUCGGUGUGCUGAAAGCAGCCAAGGCUUUCGAGCUUGGAGGAGGGGGUCUAGGGCCAUGGCCAGGCCAGAAGCAGUCAUAG